This is a messenger RNA of Protopolystoma xenopodis, 429 nucleotides long. NCBI's taxonomy places the organism in Eukaryota, Metazoa, Platyhelminthes, Monogenea, Polystomatidea, Polystomatidae. The record is from the annotation of a GenBank genome assembly.
UUGAUACUUUUCCACUUCAGAUACUGGUCUAGGUCUCUUGAUAUAGAACUCUUCAAUGACAGAGUGGCUACAGGACUAAUCUAUCUACAAGCCAGGGUCGAAGAGCGUCGACUCAAGACAUCAACCGCCAGUUCGAAUCUCUCCAAAGAAUCUGUUAUUGCUUUGGGAGCCAAGACUGCGAAAAAUGUUACAGUGGCUGCCAUUUUGGCCGAUUCCAAUUCCUUAGACUAUGGGCAAGUCAUUUCAGCCACUAAGCAGGGUCUGGCGGUCACAGAGACACGUCCUAAAUGCGAAACUAACACGAGCUACGGCUUUUUACUUCCUUCAGUCAAUUCAAGUUGCCAGAGUUUAAGCGUCUACAAAGCAGGCCAAAGUACAGCAAAUCUGGAUAGGGAUUCAGAGUUGUUGAAUAAAAUGAAGGUGAGUUGA